Chrysoperla carnea is the source of this 2565-nucleotide messenger RNA. RefSeq names its product 3'-5' ssDNA/RNA exonuclease TatD. The coding region runs from base 133 to 1077 and encodes 314 amino acids. The transcript has 4 exons. Gene Ontology annotation, molecular function: single-stranded DNA 3'-5' DNA exonuclease activity. The record is from RefSeq and is a predicted model, not a curated record. Gene Ontology annotation, cellular component: cytosol. NCBI's taxonomy places the organism in Eukaryota, Metazoa, Arthropoda, Insecta, Neuroptera, Chrysopidae.
AUAGGUCAUGAGCAUGAGUAAUGUGAUAUUUUGAUUCAAUAAUUUAUUUUUGUUAACAAAUUUAUCUCAUAAAUAAAGGCUGUGAUAUAUAUUUUUCCACAUAAUACAAGUUUUUUUUGCAUAUAACAAAAAAUGGAGAAUAAAGAAAGUGUUGAAAUAAAUAAUAUUAACGAAGAACCAGUGAAUUCUGGCAUGGAGCAUUGCUAUGAAAAUUUAAUUGUUAUUGAUGUUGGUGCUAAUUUAACAAAUAAGAAAUAUAAUCGGGAUCUAGAUUCGGUUAUUCAACGUGCACAAGACGCAGGCGUCAAAAAGUUACUAGUCCCAGGUACAUCUGUACGAACGAGUAAGGAAGCAUUAAGAUUAACACGUUUACAUCCAGGAGUAUGUUAUUGCGCAGCUGGUAUGCAUCCACAUGAUGCACGAAGUUAUAGUCCAGAGUCAUGGGAAGAGUUACGUGAAAUCGCUUUAGCACCUGAAUGUGUUGCAAUUGGAGAAUGUGGAUUAGAUUACAACAGGAAUUUUAGUGAACCAGCCGAACAGAAAGAAGUAUUUGUUAAACAAAUUGAAUUGGCAUGCGAAUUACAAAAACCGUUGUAUAUACACGAACGAGAUGCACACGAAGAACUUUUAGAAUUAUUACGACCCUAUGAGGAACGAGGCACAUUACCACCAGUUUUAAUACAUUGCUUUACAGGUACAGAAGAACAAGCGAAAACGUACUUAAAUCAUGGAUUUUAUAUAGGUUUAACUGGAUACUUGUGUAAAGAUAAAUCUGAUACAGGAAUUAGGAAAUUAUUAAUUGACGGGUCUCUACCAUUAGAUCGAUUACUUGUUGAGACUGAUUCACCAUUUAUGUAUCCGAAUACACGGGCUUCCAAAUUACCACCACACGUUAAGGAUGCAUUAACUGAGCGAUCCAUGACAUUUUUACAACGUUAUUGCACUUUCCAAAGAAAUGAACCAUGUUCAUUGCCAGCUAUUGUUGAAAUGGUGGCAGCAUUUAUGAAUAAAAAUCCCGAAGAUGUAGCCCUAUCGACAGCUUUUAAUGCUCUCAAAAUAUUUGGAUUGUCACAAUGAUAAAAAUAGUCAUAUUAUUAUUAUUAUUUUUUUAAUAAUUUUAUAAGACUCAAUUUAUAUAAGUCGCUUGCAAUAUUUUCCUUUUCUUAUUCAUUUUACAUAAUGAAUAUUAUUAUAUAAUUUGCGGGAACGUUUUCAUUUAUUUUUAUGUAUUUUCAAUAAUGGCUCAUUUACAUUUAGACAAUUUUUGUUAGUAUUUAGGAUAUAAAAUUGUCAUAAAUCGUAAAUUAAAAUUGUAAAAUAUGUUUUUCAUCAAACACUAAUGAAUAUGCUGUAAUCAAAUAUUAUUAUCGCAGUUAUAAUUUGGUUGCAAACUUGUUUGUACAGAAAUGUCCAGAAAAGGGAAUAUUUUAUCCGAAUUUGUGAGAUACAUAAUUACAUAGCCUUGUUUUAAUUUUGGCAGUUAAAAAGUUGUAUCAUUUUAGAAUACAUGUUUAAUAAAAUGCGAUUUAUGGCUUUUUAUUUUUAUGCAAUUUAAUUUAUUUUUAAUUUUAACAAUAUUUAGUAAUUAGUUGACUGAUUUUUAAUUGGAUUUAUUUUUAUACAGUAAUGGAAAGCGCGUUUUGGGACAGUUUUUCAGAUUUCAAUUAAAAAGUAUGUUAAUUUCUCAAACUUAUAUUACUUAUAGAUUGGUUUAAUAGAAAAAAAACAGAUUUUCGUUUAAAUGCUCGGAAUAAAAAAUAUAAAUAGAAAUAACAAAGACACCACUGGAUUGAUCCCCAUUUAUUUCAUUAAAAGUUCGCGAAACCUAGUGUUUUUUAAUUUAAAAAAUCAACCUAUUUUGGUUCGGAUACAAUUUUACGUCUAUUUUUGCCAGUGAGAAACACGUUUUGAUAUGUGGAAAUUGUCUGUUUAGUUUAUUUUGAGAAUGCCUGAGCAAACUUUGGGUUAAAAUUGUAGGCCGCAUAAUGAUACGAAUUUUCCUAAUUACCCCAAAGAUUCAUAAUUAGUAAUCAAAUUAGAUUUAAUACAGAAGAAGAAAUAACUGUCCCAAGAAGCAAGGUUUUUUUCAUUUUAUAAAAUGAGUCAAACAAUAAUAUUUAAGUAGGUUAAAUGUAAAUGAGCCUUUUAAUAGUAAAGUCCCAAUUGUAGCAUUUUCAAAAAGCAAAUAUUUUUACUCUUUAUGUACUAUCAAUUAAUAUUUUUGAUAAUUUAUAUAAUAAGUCAUUUGUAUCGGGAGCAGCUCAAAUAUCCGAUAAAGGACGGCAAUAGUAUUAAUAUUUCAUUGUACGUUUAUCUGCUGCAUAGAUUUGCACAAGCGCAAAAUUGUUUCAGGUUAGAAGUGAAGUAUCCAUGAUUACUUAUCAAGAAUGUUAUGAAGAAUCGGUCAGAGUAACUUCAUUUCCACCUCUAAUAAAGUUUUCUUUUGUUAUUAAUUAGUGUUAUUUUUUGAAUAGAACUGUACGAGAGACGCUUUAUCGAAAACAUGAUUUUUAAGUAGAAAUAUUACUUAAAAUUAAAGGUUUCACAAGAAAAUAAUAAAUUCCC